Protomyces lactucae-debilis is the source of this 495-nucleotide messenger RNA. RefSeq names its product cytochrome b5-like heme/steroid binding domain-containing protein. Gene Ontology annotation, cellular component: membrane; endomembrane system. Lineage: Eukaryota; Fungi; Ascomycota; Taphrinomycetes; Taphrinales; Protomycetaceae. The coding region runs from base 1 to 495 and encodes 164 amino acids. The transcript has 2 exons. The record is from RefSeq and is a predicted model, not a curated record.
AUGAGCGCAAAGCCGGAGGCCGUUGUAGAGGUGAAGCCGCUCUUCACAUUUACCAACGUAAUUCUCAUUGCUGUCUUACUCUACUUCCUCUAUGCUCGUUUCAAGGGCAAGUCUGGUCUACCAAGUCUUCAAAAGCCAAUAGAGCCGCUUCCGCGACAAGACUACACGCCGCAGGAGCUCACUCGCUACAAUGGAGUCGGUGACCCGCAUAUCUUGAUAGCGAUCAAGGGAAAAGUCUAUGAUGUGACGACUGGCUACAUGUUUUACGGACCUAAGGGUCCUUACAAGAACUUUGGAGGGCACGACGCAAGCAGAGCCCUUGCUUGUGGUUCCUUCGAGCCAGAGAUGUUUGUCAGCAUUGAUGGUCCCAUCGAUAAGCUUGAGGACCUUGAUGAUGAGCAGAAGCAAUCCCUUGAAGACUGGGUGAGCCACUUUGAUAUGAAGUACAUUGAUGCCGGUAGACUACUGGAAAACGGCAGCAAGAAGUCGGAUUAG